AAUUGAUGUAGGCAGAGAAGAAACAUUUUGCAUUUUUCGUAUACGAACUAUGUAGUCUAGUAUAGAAACGUGAGUUACAAUUUCUUAUAGUAUAUUAUUAUUUUCUUCAGACAGUACUAUACAUAAAUUAAUAAAAGGGCAAAACAAAAAUAACUACAUGCUGCAUACUUUUUUUAUUUAGACAAAUAUUUUAAAUGAUUUUCACAUAACCAACGCUUUACAUCUUUUUUGUUGUUGUAAGUGUGAGUAUUCAGUAGCCUAUUGUACAUUAUUAUCUUUUAUAAAACGUCGAUUUUACGAUGGAAAAUUGUUAUUUAUGAUUGUAAAACUAAACACAAUUAAAUUAAUAACAUAAAAAUUGUCUUCUUUUAAAACCGGUCAUAAUCAUCCAACUACCACUCAUUACCGAAAUCCAGUAAAUUCAUUCCUUGGAUGCAUUCCUGCUCGCCUCGUGUAUGUGAGUCAUGUGUCACUCAUGACUGGACAGUUAAGUUGUCAAUCAACUACUCAAAACCAGUGGUUGACUCCAUACUCAUAGAACCCACCCAUUGUUGGAAUAUUCUCAAAAUCCAUUGGCCAAUACGGCUAAGUCCCGCCCUUCUUCCCAAAUGUCUGUUCCAACACUGUGGAAAAACACAGGUAACCGCUGGACAGCGUUAGCCUAGCACAACUAAGAUCACAAGUCUAUUACACUGCAUUUUACGCGGCUUUGAUCUGAAGAUGACUUAGCGCAGAUCCUUCGUGAUGAUGAGACCGAUCUUCUUCGAGUGAAGUUACAAGAUGAGUGGAAAUCAUAGUCGGAUAGAAAUGGACCUGGCUGUAGGAUCAUCAUCAAAGCCUUAUGGAUCAUCUAGGAGUAUUGUCAGAAGAAUUGCCACAAGUCUUCCCUUAGCACCUUGCCCUCGUGUCCAUUUUCAGCUUCAUCCAUUCUCCGCAGGAGCGAGUUUCCUCAACAAUACAAAUGGGCCAAAUGGACCUGUGGCCACACUCGCAGAUGUGGGCUGGAUGGAAAGAGAUGAGAGUGAUGACACUGGCAGAAAUAGGUUUGAGGCGGAUUCCGGGUUGUUUUUCCGCACCCAGCAGUGCAGACCAAUGAGACGUCGGCGGUCAUUACCCAGUUUGCACCAGGCUGAACCUGCACCACAGAGUCAGACGAUCAUCAACGAUGAAGCCAUUCAGAAAAUCAGCGUUCUGGAAACUGAGCUGGCCAAACUUAGAGCGCAGAUUGCACAGAUCGUUCAGGCACAGGAGCAGAGUGCUCAAUCCACAGGUGUAUAUAAUGCAAUACAAUUUUAGUAUUUUGAAGUAGUUUUUCUUUUGAUAUUUGCAGUUUACAGUUCUGAAAUCAGAGCUGAAAGGUCUGGUUUCACAGGUGGGGCUUAGACUAAAGCCAGGAUUAGGCCAUAUAGGUAAUAUUUAUAAACAUGGAGGACUGGUGUUCCUCUUGAGACAAAACAAAGGCCUUGAUAUAUUUUAAGAUCGAUCAGUUGAAAUAGCCCAGACUUAGUUUUAGUCUGGGACUAGGUUUGAGCCUUGUCUGUGAAACCGGGGGAAUAUGAUGCAGCAUGCAUUUAAAAAAAAAAAAAUGUUUUCCAAUAUGGAAAAUCUCAGCUUCCUUGAAUCAUGAUACUUUUUUUGUGAGAUGCAAAAUUGACAGUUUCACAAAAAUAAGUGGUUUUAUGCUCAAAACAAGAACAAAUGUCUAUUAAUGCAUAAGAAAAAUAAAUAACUUUCCCUUAAUACAUUUUCCCUUUGGGGAAAAAAAACUAACUUUUUCUGAUCCUACAGGCAUAUAUCUGUUUUUAUUAUAGUCUCUAACUUUAAUGAUGUUCUAAGUGUCCUCUUCAAUUCAUUCCAUA
This is a messenger RNA of Puntigrus tetrazona (Sumatra barb), 1859 nucleotides long. RefSeq names its product mitochondrial fission regulator 1-like. The coding region runs from base 781 to 1296 and encodes 171 amino acids. Gene Ontology annotation, cellular component: mitochondrion. Lineage: Eukaryota; Metazoa; Chordata; Actinopteri; Cypriniformes; Cyprinidae. Gene Ontology annotation, biological process: aerobic respiration; mitochondrial fission. The record is from RefSeq and is a predicted model, not a curated record. The transcript is spliced from 5 exons.